AAAAAGGACGGGUUAGUUUGUUGGGCGCGGUCUGUGUGUUUGCGACGCAUUCGAGACUUUACGCUACCAACUCGUUUCCUUUAUCAGAUUGUCAUAAUCUUACCACUUCGUUAAUACUGACUGUCGUUGGUUGUUUUGAUUAUUAAACGUGAGCGUAUCGCAUGUAAUCAGAGUCGUCGGCUUACUUUUUCUUUUAUUCUUUCAUCCAGAUUUCACCAUAAAUUGCUUCUCACACUCCUCCCAACACACAGAGUACUUUAAGUCUGGACGCAAACCUGCAAAAAGCUGAACGUCAUGAAGACAAAAGAGUCUCUGAAAAAACUACAGGAUGCUGAUAAAGUUUUCGAUUUAGUGCAAAGGCUUUCUUCAGAAGACAGUGCAGUUGCUAGCAUAGCUUGCAAAGAAGCCGAUGAUUUUCUUAAACAAAAGUGCAGUGAUGGCAAGUGCUAACGCUAGUUUCCUUUUUAUGGUAACUAUAGGUUUUGACAGAUCUGUUAUCAAUAAAUUGGACCAACCUUCAAAAAACUUAGGUAAUACUUAUUGUUUGUGUCUUUCACUUGAAAUAUGUGUAUAGAAUUGUGUUUCUUGUGUUAUUUAGUGGUUUAUUCCUCUUUGACGGGAAACGAUCAAUAUUGGUUGGGUCCGCUAUGUGUCCUGUUUUUAGUGAUGCCACUUGAAAUAAGUUCAGGGCUAACAGACACGAUCUCAUUGUAAUUUUGACUAAUUUUGAUCCCUUAUUCACAUGGCGUACUCCUUAAAUACUUGAUAUUUUUAGUCCUUAGGAGGGGCUACUACACAUAUUUUCACGUCGUACUCAUGAAGUUCUUUGAGUACUACUUUGAGGGCUGUUUUAGCAUUCAAUCUGGGGCGCUUUCCAGCGUUCCACAGGAAUCUGAUGUAUCUGUACUCGUGAAAACUCCUAUUCAUUCACUAAUGUACAGCGAACUCAUAUAUGCACAUCGAUAAAGUCCCUGCUACUUCUCUGUAAAAAGAGUAAUGUUUGACAAAAAUCCAAAAUUGACACCACUGAUGUCAGUUUCAUCUCUACUAGAUAGCGUUUCCUUCAUCUGAACUGUAGUCAGUAUAGUUUUCCGAGAAAAUAUUGGUGCAAAUGUACUGGUGUAAGGUUACGUUAGCGAUAAAUUAAAGUUGUAUUAUCUUUAGGGUUCUGUUUCGGAAAAUCAUUGUUUCUCGUGUUCCAUAACUGGGGAUUUUCGGAUUACUGAGUGUCAAGUCAGUUGUCUGUGCAUAAAAAUAAGGUUGUCAAAAACCAUAAUAAUCUCAAGUUUCUGAAGACUAAACUUAAUGUUCAAAAUACAAAUGAUUUACCCACGUGAAAAUAUUUGCUUAAUUAAUGAGGAUUAGAUGUUAUUUUGCCGUAAAAACUAAAGCGAAAACUGUACAAUCAAAAGCUUUCAACCAGUCGAAAAUGUUAGUCACAUAUCAGGCUAACAUUUGGUUGAAGUAUAAUAUCUUCUAUGAAUACUUUUGAGAUACAAAUGGGAUGAAAUUCACUAUUAUUUAUCAUUUAAACACAAACAUACAAGAAGGCACCAAACAUAUAUAUGCGCCACAUAAAUCAUUCGAUUUGUGUGAUGGCUGGGAUACUACCUGGGUGUCCAAACCGAAGCAGGAUAAAAUUCAUAAUAUCAGACGUCCAUCAUACUUCCUAUCACCAAUUUUCUGCAAUUGCAAAACGAAUUUCUAAAAAUCAGGUGUAAUAGUUGUAAUUUCUGUUCUAUAGUGUAAUUAAAAACUCACUUGUGACCCUUCAAUUUUAAACCUUCCUAACUUUCUUUAAACACUCGGCCGCUCGUCAUCAGCCUAGGGUCUGGUUGCCAUAAACGUCCUCGGAAAUGUCAUCUCAUGAUUGACCUAUUUUAUUCUAGAAAGCUGAUGGGGUUUGAUAUUUAUACGUGGAUUUGAAGUAAGACUUAUUUGUGAGCAUAUCAUUUCUGUUUGUGAAACUAAGUUUGGACCAUGACCAAUCCAGUAUUCCAGGCUAUAUCUUGAUUACUACUCAUCAUCACUCUCAUAUGAUCAAUUUAUUCAGCAAGUUUCCUUCAUGCCAGUUAAAUUUGAUCUCUUAUUAUAUCGAAAGGUCGUUCUGAAUAAUUUUAGUAAGCUUUGCCACGGUCCAAUUCUAGUUUAUAUAGAAAACAAAUGCUCUCGUUCUGGGUCGACGGCUUAUUUUAAUGGACUAAAGUUGAUGUUACUUCGUUCAGCGAUCAUACCUAGUCGUUAUCUCCUCUUUUGGUAUGCUUUGUAUUCUUUGUGAACUUGUGAACGGUUUAGAUACAUUCGGAUAAAUAGUUGAUAAUGAUAUAGACAUUAAUUUCCUUAUACUUUUUGUUGUACUCCUACCCCUUCGUCUAGAUCUGUGUACACUUUUUUCCUUCAUAAUCAGGAUAGAACUAGGCACAAAUGUACGUUGACCUGCUUUGUCAUUAUUGUAUAAGCAGGAUGAAGUGAAAAUAACAAGAUGAAUGGCGAAAGUGAUCGAAAUAAUGUGGCAAAGAUGGUAGUGAGGAAGGCUGGACAUUAGAAAUGUGGUUCGAAAAGACAGAGUGAAAAAGUCUAUAUCAAGGAAUGCUUGAACUUAGGAUAAAUAAUGAAUGCAUCUGCUCCAUUGCAAGUGAUUGUGACCGAUUUUUUUUCAAAGUCCCCGACUACUGAUCUUGAUUAUCAUGAGGACCCCAACCAAGUAGUCUGCAUUUACCAAAAUGGCUCAGAUCAACAGUCAGUGACUUCAUCGACUGAUACCAUGUUCUGGCUUAGACGACUACAGAUUUCUUCCAUCUUACUCCUGCUCUACCCAACAUUUCAUGUCGAAAUUUUCAGUGGUUUGUCAUGCUUGACACGUCCAGACCAACUUAGUUAAUGAAGGUUCACAACUUCACCAACCUAUUUGUCAAGUGUUCCUGGUACUUAACUCACUCGGUCGUUCCUCAAAACAUGAACAAUGUUUCUAAGACACAUGUGAUCAAAAAUGUGAGGUGCAUAUAUGUCUUUUACUUUCAGUCAUAAAGUAAUAUAGAGCGGAUUGUUGUUCAGUUUACACACCCUUUAUUUGGUAGAUGGAUAUCUCUCCAGAGCCACAAGUAACACAUGUUGGCAAAUGCCAACCCUAGUUUCAGAUUUUGUCAGGCGCUAACCCACCACAGCUGAAAGGACUUACAAUAUAAGUGGUGUUAUGCAUAGAAAAAACAUAUGUGACGGUAUCAGGUAAAAGUAGAAAUAGUAGAUCUCCAUUACAAAAGCAUAGUGUUUUCAUUUUCUUAAACAGGGACUACAUAUUUGUUAUACAUGAGUUUAGUAUUCAUAGGCUUAUUGUUGAAAAUUCAUUUCUCCCGAAGAACACCUAGGUGUAGUUCAGUUGACACUGUUCUUAUUAUUCCUACCCGUUAUCUUAUUCAGAUGAGAAACAGUUUUCAUAUACAUUUCCCAUGGAAAUUUAACAAAAGAACGUGUAUGAAUUUACAUUCACUAUAUGUAAAUGAUACAAUUUUCUUGUGUUAUAUAGUUACUGGUUUUGGAACUUUUCCACACAGAUGAUGUAACUGGAAAAGGGGAUGAUGUGACUGCAUUUAUGACUGCGGUUGCACAGGACGCACAAGAACGUGCUGAGCGACGAGCUAAGCAACGAGAACGUGCGGAUAAACUCAAGGAUCGUGCAAAUACAUUUUUCAAAGCUGGAAACUGUAAAAAAGCUGUUGAGUUGUAUUCACAGGCAAUCGAUGUGGCAAAGGAUUACGAUAUUUUAUAUACUAAUAGAGCUCAAGCCUAUCUUCGUCUUGGUCAGCCUGAUUUAUCACUAAAAGAUUGUGACACUGCUUUACUACUAUUUCCAGAAGCUCAAAAACUAAAUUCUGAUAUAAAAUCUACAAUGGUGAAUAAUAAUAAUCGUGAUGUUGUUUCUAAUCCUCGUCUAGCUAAAGUUUAUUUACAUCGUGGUAAAGCAUUAAUGUCCCUUAAUCGACCAUCAGAAGCACUUUCCGCAUAUUCAUUAUCUCGUUAUUAUUCAGCAUCAAAAACUGAAAAAUAUACAUCGACAAAACUGAAUAGUGAAAAAUGGCCAAAUUAUUUAAUUGAAUAUGUUUCACAAGCUGAAGCUGCUUUAAUUGCUCAAGAAGCCGAUGCAAAAGCUGAAGCAAAUUUCGCCCAAUCAGCCAUAGGCUUUAAAUUAAAUGUGAAUGAUGAAAACUCGAAUAAUAUUCCUUCUAGCCAACAACUUUUAAGUCUCCUAGCUCAAUUAGCUCGAAGAAAUCAAAAUUCUAGAUACUAUAGCGCAGGGUUACGCUAUAUGAAUCGUCUUUUUAUGAAUGCUCCGAAAACUAAGCCUACAACAACCACAGAAUUAAAUAAUACAGUUUAUGACUCAAAAAUUGGACCUUCAGAAUCUUCUAACUGUAAUUCAGAAAAAAAGAAAUCUAAUAAGAAAAGCAAAGGUGCACAACAUAACUCACCAAUUUCUGAUGAUUCCAGUAGUAUCAACAUCGAUAAUCAUCUGUCCACUGAAACUUUGUCAGAGCUACAAACGAUUUUUCGCAUAAAAAGUGGAUUUAGCCUUCUGGGUAAAGAAGUUGAUGCAAUCUAUCAAAUUUUCAAUCCAGAUAAUAUUUAUGAAAAAGAGAUGUUAAUGCAACAAUCAAAUGUCAAUACAUCUAAUCAAAAUAAUGACAUAACUGAAAGUGGAAGAGAAGAUAAUGGUGUAAAUGAAACCAAUUCUUACUCACUACUUGAUGAAUCUGAGAGAAUGCUUGCUUUACUUAAUCUAGCAGAUCAUUUAACAACAAAUUGUGCAGAAAAUCAACGAUUACUCAUUGAACAUCAACCGAAUUUAAUUAAAAUUACAUUUGCUUGUAUUAAUUUAUCACCUGAGUUUGUUCAACGUAUAACACUUCAUUCAACAAUAACACCGUCAUCAUUGUCAUCGAAAAAUAUCAACUUAACUAUAGAAAAACAACGAAGCCAACAUAUUCUUGGUGCACUUAGACUAGCUGCUUGUAAUUUGUUGGUUAAUUUGACUUCAUUACCAAGUGGUCGACAAUCUUUAUUAGAUAUGUAUGGACCUGGUCCUAUUCUGACAAGUUUAGCAAGUUGUUUAUCCACUUCAAUGUCCAAUUCCUAUCAAGUGACUUCUCCAACCUUAACACCAACAAACACUUCAAGUUUAGCUGAUGCAGCACGUGGAUUAAUUGGCCGUUUAUCAUCAUCAUCUGGAUUAGCUAGUAAAACAAAUAGUAAUAAUAUAGACACGGCUAAAUCCAAUUUAAUUUCAUCGACAAUAGCUUCAGUUUGUGCUACAAAAGCUGCACAAAUAUUGGAGUAUUUAACAGAAAGUUCAAGAUUCCUUAUACUUGCUCGAUCUUCUAGUGAAGGUUUACAAGGUCUUUUGUCAAUCAUUGAGUCUGCUUUAACUUCUUCAUCUCCAACUACUAAUACCAAUCAACCAUCAUCGACAACAUGCCAGUGUCUAGCUACUUUGUUAGACAGUUUAGGCAAUGCUUGCCAAGAUCGUACUUUUCAAAAAACUAUUCUACAAAGUCGUAAAGCUUUAUUAUUCGGAUUAUCUAAUUGUCUUUCAUAUCAUGUCCCACUGCUGAGUGAUGCUAGUCAUGCUUGCUUAAUCGCUUCAAUUUGUCGAUUAUUACAUAAUAUUUAUGUGGGACAAUUGGAUCAGCCAAUGGUGACUAAUAACAAUAGCUUCAGUUUGUUAGAUACUCCAAAUAAUGAUUGUUCAACAUCUUGUUUAACAUCAAGCAAAUUAGUUAAUUCUUUACUGAAUGGUAUUGGUGCUAUUUUAGAUCAAAUUGGUCAUGGACCAGAAUUGAGAGCUGUAGUUGUUGCUUUAGCCGGAAGAUUAUUACCUCUAUGUCAUGAUACUAAUCAACUUACAUCUUGGUUUGGAGAGCCUACAACUGAGUCAAUUAACGACUUAACACCACGAACUCGUCUACUUCUUGCAAUUUUAGAUAGCUGUUCAUUAGAUUCGUGUUCUAAACGUAAUCCUGUCAAUCCAUCAUCCGUAAAUGGUGAACAACAACAAUCAAAUGGAAAUAUUUCACAGUCGAAAAAUGAAACAAACAAUAUGACAUCUCAUUUAAUUACUGGAUGUAUUCGUUGUUUAGCUUUGGGUACUAAUCAUUCAAUUAGUUUACGUUAUGCAAUUGGUGAUGAUAGACGACGUGUUCGACGUUUAGCACGUUUUAUUCGUGCACGAUUAUCGGAAUACACAAUUCAAUCACCAUUUAUUUGUAAAUUGAAUGUUUCAUCAAAUCAACUACCACCUAGAGAUGAACCAUUGGCAGGAAAUGUUUGUUUAGUUUUACAACAUUGUGCUUCAGAUACACCAUUAGCUGAACAUCUUCAAGGUACUUCAGUAAUAUAUGAUUUAUUAUCACUGAUACAAGAAAGUCAACGAUUAGAUACUAAAAGGAAUGCAGCAAUACUUAUUGGUAAAUUAGCUCAAUCAAGUCAAGUACAUCGAGAUGAACUUUCACGUUUAGAUGGUUAUAGUGUAUUAACGCCGUUUAAUUCAUGGACUGCAGCAUUGGAACGUUGUUAAACAUACAUAAAUAUGGAUAUUAUUUUAGGUGUCUUUCAUUAAAGUUGAUAUUAUUUCCAGUGAUACAUUUACUCUUGAUCAACAUUAAUUAUUAAACAAGUGUUCAUAUUAGAAAAUUCCUGGAACUUGUUUAACUUACAUUGUUUGUUUUUCUCUUCAUUAUUCUAUUUUAAAAACAGAAACUUUUUUGUCUAUCUAAUUGUGUAUAGUGUGUGUGUGUGAUGUUAAUGUUUAAUAUGAAGAUUCGUCAUCGGAAAUGUGUGAUAAUUAAUGUGCAUGAAAUAGUGGGAAUUAUGUCACAAACAUUACAGACAAUUGUUUUAAUAUAUAUACUAGUGAAAUUUCCCGGCAAUAGGAACCCGUGCUCUUUUUAAAUAACAGAAGAGUUGAAUUUUAUAAGUGUCAUUAUUAUUAAUAACUUGAAAACAUUUCCCGGAAAUUAUUCAACAUUCUGAAAGACUUUGUUUUUGUUUUCAGGAUUUCUUUUUAUACAAAAGUUCACAUUAGUUUUAAUCUUCAUCAAAUCGUAUAUACAUGAUAUUAUUUUUACAUUGAAAACCUAAUUUUUCAUAAAAUCCAACUUUUUCAUUACUACAAUCAAGUGAAAUUUUAUAACAUCCCAUAUGUUUUCCUAUACGAACCAGGGUAUCAACAAGUCUGGAAAUAAUAGAUAAACAAGUUAAUCACUGGG
Molecule: messenger RNA, 7259 nt
Organism: Schistosoma intercalatum
Lineage: Eukaryota; Metazoa; Platyhelminthes; Trematoda; Strigeidida; Schistosomatidae
Source: the annotation of a GenBank genome assembly